AUGUCAUCAUAUCCAAAAGGCCCGGCCCCUUUGCCAUCCACGACUUCGUCGAGCGCAUCCAAACCAUUCAACGACAAAUUUCUGUAUCGGUUCUCGACACUUCUAGCUGUCAAAAUCCUCAGGCGUAUUCGACCUCGGCACGGGAACGUUCUCAUGUUGACAGACAGACUAUGUGUCAAAUACGGGCGUCGCGUGCAUUUGUCUGAAGCAUCAACAAUGCGUUUCAUAUCACAACACACCUUAAUUCCGGUGCCAAGAGUUCUAUGUGCAUUUACUCGUAAUGGGUGGACGUACAUCGUGAUGGAAAGGAUUAGGGGAGAUAUGAUUGGCAGUGGCUGGGUACAUCGAAGCGAGGAGUCCAAGACAAAGCUUCUUGCGCAAUUGAGAGAAAUGAUUCGCGAAUUGCGGGAGCUUAAGCCCCCGGAGACUAUGAAAGUUGCUUCUGUUGAUGGUGGAUCGCUUUACGACUGCCGUAUCCUGGGCCCAUCUAUGCGUUUCGGUCCCUUUGAUACCACAAAAGAUUUCCAUCGGCAUUUACGAAUGGGCAUGGAAUUCAAUUCCAAACUUGAUGCUGAUGUUAAGGACCUGAUCAAACAACAAAGCAAGUCCUGGCCUUUGGUGUUUUCUCACGGUGAUCUAAGCAGUCUCAAUAUCCUUGCUCGCGGUGAUAAGGUCGUUGGCAUUAUUGAUUGGGAAACGGCUGGUUGGUAUCCAUCAUACUGGGAAUAUACUUCUGCCUGCCAAGUCAACCCACAAAACUCAUUUUGGAUCAAUGAGAUUGAUAAAUUCUUACUACCAAUGCCGCAGGAGCUGGCGAUGGAAAAAAUCCGUCAAAAACACUUUGGAGAUAUUUGA
Penicillium cinerascens is the source of this 855-nucleotide messenger RNA. Its product is annotated as kinase-like protein. Lineage: Eukaryota; Fungi; Ascomycota; Eurotiomycetes; Eurotiales; Aspergillaceae. The transcript has a single exon. The coding region runs from base 1 to 855 and encodes 284 amino acids. The record is from RefSeq and is a predicted model, not a curated record.